AGUUUGUGGCUCGACAUUCCUAAGGCCUUCAGAGUACAAUCGACGCGCCCUCAGUCAUCUCCAGCAUGCCCCCUGCGAUCGAGCUGGACGCGGCGACGUUCGGCGAGGACGAGCUCCCCCCCUGGGCUGGCGCGGUCAUUGCGCCCAAGCGGGCCGCCGCAGAAUCCGCCGACAGCGCCGGCUCGCAGGCGAAGCAGGCGAGGGGCAACGGCAAGGGAGAGCAAUCACUUCUUCGCAAGGUGGCUGCGCUUUCACCGGCUACCGCUCGCGAGCAGGCUAUGCUCUCGUCCGUCGUGCUGUCGACCUUCCUGGCGCCGAGCGAAUCGUACUCGGCCAAGAGCGGCUUGGCGGCCAACAAGGUCUACUCGGACACGGUCAAGAAUAUUCACGAUCGCAAGGAGGCGGGCGAGGAGGUCGAUCUCGCCAGUUCAGGGCCUCCGUUUAUCACGGCGUUCUUCCUCUCGGCGCGCGCCACGAUGACGCAGGGAUCGGAUCAGGUGCAAAAGGCCGCCACGGAGUUCUUCCAGAAGUAUCUCAAGGACCAGACGCCGCAAUACAUGGCCUCGUUGGCCAGGCAGUUCACCGCGCGGGCCCCGCGCGGCCCUGGCAGCAAGCGGACGCAGGGCAAAGUCAAGCUGACGCUGGCGCUGGGUCCCAACCCCGGAGCGCAGGCGGUGAACACGUUGAUAGACUUGGCGCUCGCGGAGUGCAAGGCCGCACAGAUGGCGGGGGCUGCGCCGAAGGGUCCUCUCGAGCGCCAGAUUGCGGCGGCACUGAAGCGCGCGUGACUAUCCCUGAGGCUUUUGCCACGAGUGCUCGAUAUCGUGAGCUUGUGGCCAGAGGCGUGCUAGGUCAGCCAGCCAAGAAUUUUUGGUGGCCUUGCAUGCGGAGGAG
Messenger RNA from Prorocentrum cordatum, 894 nucleotides. The record is from the annotation of a GenBank genome assembly. NCBI's taxonomy places the organism in Eukaryota, Dinophyceae, Prorocentrales, Prorocentraceae.